GCCAUUAUUGUGAGUGGCGGACCUAGUUCUCUUCGUCCACGAACGAGCCUUCCACGCUCCGUCGGGCGCCGCCCACCGUUGUCAGCCUUGCGUGCUUGUUCUCGGGCACGCAGUAAAGAAGGUUCGAACCCUAGGACUUUUUCCCCUUCCAAAAUCUGGGUUUAUCUAAUCCUUUGUGAAGAACUUCAUCAAUGGCGAAUCGCACUGAUCCAGCAGCGAAAAGUAUCAGAGGCACAAAUCCUCAGAAUUUGGUGGAGAAGAUUCUCCGAUCAAAGAUCUACCAGAACACUUAUUGGAAGGAACAAUGUUUUGGUUUGACAGCGGAGACCUUGGUGGACAAAGCCAUGGAACUCGAAUAUCUUGGUGGAACUUAUGGGGGUAACCGCAAACCCACACCCUUCAUGUGCCUUGUCAUGAAGAUGUUGCAGAUUCAACCUGAGAAGGAAAUUGUCAUCGAGUUUAUCAAGAAUGAGGAUUACAAAUAUGUGAGAAUACUCGGUGCUUUUUACCUGCGCCUUACUGGAUCUGAUAUUGAUGUGUAUCGAUAUUUGGAGCCCCUAUACAAUGACUACCGGAAACUGAGGCGAAAAUUACCUGAUGGCCAGUUUAGUUUGACACAUGUGGAUGAGGUUAUUGAUGAGCUCUUGACAAAAGAUUACUCCUGUGAUAUUGCCUUGCCCCGAAUUAAGAAAAGGUGGACUCUUGAAUCUAGUGGUGCCCUAGAACUUCGACGUAGCGCACUUGAAGAAGAUUUUGAGGAGGAAGAAGAGAAAGAAGAAAAUGAGCAGCCUGUUGAUGGGCUAGAAGAUGGAUCCUAUGAGAAGCAGGAUUAUUAUCGAGGACGAAGCCCCACAAGGGAAAGAGAUAGAGAUAGAAGACGUGAUAGUCAUAGGCACAGGGAUCGAGAUUAUGAACGAGAUUACGAUAGGGAGAGAGGGCGAGGGCGUGAUAGAGACAGGGAUAGAGAGAGGGACAGGGACCGAGACAGAGACAGAGAUCGAGAUCGAUAUCGUCUGAGGGAAGAGAAAGAGUAUGGAAGAGAAAGAGAGGGGAGGGAGCGAGAUAGGAGAGACAGAGAUAGGGACCGGGAGAGAGGGAGACGAAGAAGCCACUCAAGGAGCAGAAGUAGGAGCAGAGAUCGCAAGGAUAGGAAGAGACAUGGACGGAGCAGCACGAGUCCAAGCAGCAGAAGGCAUGGAGAUGGUGGACAUGAGGAAGCAGAGCCCAGGAAGAAGAAGGAGAAGAAGGACGAUGGGACGGAUCACCCUGAUCCGGAGAUUGCUGAGGCCAACAAGUUACGAGCUGCUCUGGGCUUGAAACCCCUCAGACCCUGACGCAAUUUGUUCUUUUAUUUCUUGUUUGUCUGAUACUACAAAACAAUACAUGUUGGAUCCUCCCUGUACGAGUGGCCGUUGCUGAGUUUUGUAUUAGGCUACUCGCGUAUAACAUUAUUGCUGCUGCCUGCUCCUCCUCUGGUU
Molecule: messenger RNA, 1478 nt
Organism: Prosopis cineraria
Lineage: Eukaryota; Viridiplantae; Streptophyta; Magnoliopsida; Fabales; Fabaceae
Product: pre-mRNA-splicing factor 38
Exons: 7
Coding region: 192-1334 (380 amino acids)
Cellular component (GO): precatalytic spliceosome
Source: RefSeq, a predicted model, not a curated record